This is a messenger RNA of Melospiza melodia melodia, 2080 nucleotides long. RefSeq names its product gap junction protein alpha 10 (gene GJA10). Gene Ontology annotation, biological process: cell-cell signaling. The record is from RefSeq and is a predicted model, not a curated record. Lineage: Eukaryota; Metazoa; Chordata; Aves; Passeriformes; Passerellidae. Gene Ontology annotation, cellular component: connexin complex. Bases 1136 to 2080 code for a protein of 314 amino acids. Gene Ontology annotation, molecular function: gap junction channel activity. The transcript has 2 exons.
UGCUAUCAUUUAAAUAUAUACAAGAUUUUGGGCUCAUCAACCAGCCAGAUCUUUGAAAAACAUCUUAGAAAUUGUACUUUACUAAAGGUUGUGGUUUAGUGGAAUUUGGGAUGUUUUGAAAGUAUUGUAGCAUAAAAGAAAUUCAAGUGUGAACCCUAAGGUAGAUAUGAUCCCAGUUGCUUCAAUAAUUUAUUGUCAUAUUAGCAUAAAAAGUUCCAGGGGCACAACACCAAACAUGCAGGUGAUUCACAAAUAAACAGUCAAAUAUCUUGCAUUUCAAUUCCCCACAUUAUCUGAAGCUCCAAAAGAAAAAAGCUUCAAAAGAAGCAGCUUGUAAAUCAAGCAGAACACAGACCAAUUUGCUUGUGAAUCAGUUUCUGGGACAGAGACAGUUAAAAAGAUUUUCACACACUCACUGUUAAAAACCUCCACAUCGCUCUGAUUCAAUUACCUCAUAUGUUACAAUUUAUAAUUAAGAUGCAGCAAAACUUGAUGCAUAAAAAUAAAGGUAUUAACCCUAGGAGCACUCAGUUUAUUGAUAUUACCCUAGAACUGAGACUGCAAAUGUACAGCUAUGUGUAAAUCAGCUGUGUAUUUGUAGUUUCAGAGAGAAACUUGUGAAUUGUUACCCAGGUAGAUGGGGAAAAUGUUGGAUGGAUGGCACUAAAAUUGCUACUACCUUAGGGUAAAAAAAGAAACUAAAUCACAAUUAUAGGACGCUUCUCAAAACUUCAUCCAAAAAAGUAAAGCCAAGAACAUAAUUUAUUGUGGCAAAACUAUGCCAAAUCCAUAGUCAAUGUGGAGUGAAGUGGGUGUAGAAUUAAACUGUAGUUGGCAAAUGAUUUGCCAGGUGGGAAAAAAGUCAUCUUCAUUUGUAGUGGGAAGAAAAUAAUAUAAAGCUAUGGGCAGUUAUGAAGUACUGUGGUUUAUAGCUGAAAUAAUAUCUCUUAAACGUAAAAUAAUCUCACAUGUACAUCUUUGACCAGUAACCAUGAAGUUUGAAUUAAUCUAAAGGCUCAGUAAGCAGAAAGUAAUGAUGAACAUCUAAGAGCUCUCCAGCUACCAGAAGAAUAUAUGGGAAACACAAAUAUUGAAAUUAACAAAAACACUCAAAAACAAACAACAAAAACUAAAAAUGGCCAUUUCCAAAAGAAAUCCACCACUGCAGGAGAAUAACUUUUUUUUCCCCUCCAGAUAUGAACUUCUGACCAUGGGGGACUGGAACUUGUUGGGCAGCAUCCUUGAAGAAGUGCACAUCCACUCCACCAUAGUUGGCAAAAUCUGGCUCACAAUCCUGUUCAUAUUCCGGAUGCUGGUGCUGGGAGUGGCCGCUGAAGAUGUCUGGGAUGAUGAGCAAUCCGAGUUCAUCUGCAACACGGAGCAACCUGGCUGCAACAAUAUCUGCUACGACAAAGCCUUCCCCAUCUCUUUGAUCAGAUACUGGGUACUGCAGAUCAUAUUUGUCUCCUCCCCGUCCUUAGUGUACAUGGGCCACGCACUCUACAGGUUGAGGGCCCUGGAGAAAGAGCGGCAGAACAGGAAAGCCCACCUGCGGGCUCAGCUCGAGGACCUGGAGCCCAUGCUCGAGGAACACAGGAGGGUGGAGAGAGAACUGCGUAAGCUGGAGGAACAGAAGAAAGUGAAUAAGGCACCCUUGAGAGGGUCCCUGCUGCGCACCUAUGUCCUACAUAUCCUGACCCGGUCCGUGGUCGAGGUGGGCUUUAUGAUAGGUCAGUAUCUUUUAUACGGGUUUCACAUGUCUCCCCUUUACAAAUGCACUCGGCCCCCCUGCCCUAACACGGUGGAUUGUUUUGUGUCCCGACCCACAGAGAAAACCAUCUUUAUGGUUUUCAUGAACAGCAUCGCCGCCGUCUCCCUCUUCCUCAACAUCCUCGAAAUCGCCCACCUGGGCAUCAAGAAGAUCCGGAAGAGCCUGUGCGGGCAGCCGCUGUGGCCGGCGGGCCCGUCCGAGGAGGAUCCCAGCGCGUACAACUCCAAGAAGAGCUCGGUGGUGCCCCCGCCGCCCUGCCUGGCCAGUUUGUCUCAGAGGUGGUCUUCAAGUCGAAUAAUUGUUCAAUGA